AUGUCUCAUGGACGUAACGAGUGUCGUAUAUACGUCGGUAAUCUUCCACCGGACAUCCGGACGAAGGAUAUUCAGGAUCUUUUCCACAAGUUCGGUAAAGUGACGUUCGUGGAUCUGAAAAACCGCCGUGGGCCGCCAUUUGCUUUUGUAGAGUUCGAGGAUGCACGCGAUGCUGAUGACGCAGUUAAGGCUCGCGAUGGAUACGACUACGACGGAUAUCGAUUGCGUGUCGAGUUCCCACGGGGUGGGGGUCCCGGCAGUUACCGGGGUAGCCGUCAAGGGAACAGUGACCGUAGCAGUAGAGGCGAUCGUGGAAACCGUGGUCCGCCGGCACGCCGUUCUCAGUUCCGGGUAAUGGUAACAGGGUUACCAUCAUCCGGAUCGUGGCAGGACCUGAAGGAUCAUAUGCGAGAAGCCGGCGAUGUGUGUUUUGCGGAUGUUUAUAAAGACGGCACAGGAGUGGUGGAGUUCCUACGACAUGAAGACAUGAAAUACGCGAUCAAAAAGCUUGACGAUUCACGCUUUCGUUCCCAUGAGGGUGAAGUUGCUUAUAUUCAUGUACGGGAAGAUUCUGGAAAUGACGAAAAACGUGAAUACAGGGACAGAUCAUAUUCGCCACGUCGUCGUAGGGGAACACCGACCUAUUCACCAGUGAAGCGGAGCUUUUCACGAUCACGUUCCCGUUCCUACAAUUGA
Molecule: messenger RNA, 696 nt
Organism: Anopheles marshallii
Lineage: Eukaryota; Metazoa; Arthropoda; Insecta; Diptera; Culicidae
Gene: SF2
Product: serine/arginine-rich splicing factor 1A
Exons: 4
Coding region: 1-696 (231 amino acids)
Cellular component (GO): ribonucleoprotein complex; nucleus; cytoplasm
Molecular function (GO): mRNA binding
Source: RefSeq, a predicted model, not a curated record